GGUGCAAAAAGCUGUCUGACACGCAAGAUGAGACAGUCUUUCUAUCUCGGUUCCUCACAGCUCACCCUCCUCAUCCUGGCCCUCCUCUGCCCAAAAUCAGCCACAACGUACCCCCAGUCCUCCACAGUGGACCGGCAUGAGCUGGAAUCCACCCUGAAUGACCUCCAGGCUGCCCUGCAGAACCCCAGAGAUCCUAAACCUUUGUUACAUUGGCCUCAAGACCUCCUACAAGCUCUACUGGGGUCUGAGGAAGAGGAGGAUUUAAAGCCCUGGGCAGAGGAGACACUGCUGAGGGCCCAGAGAGGAGACUCCUCGGAUCUGCCACUGGCACACUUCCCAAGGGAAAACUCUCUGGAAAACAUGCACUUUCAAGAGGGAGGAGAAGGAGAGGAGGGGAGGAAGAGAAAUGAUGCUCUGACCUCAAUAGCCGGAGGACUCCAAGCUGUCAGCCGCGAGAAAGGAGGAUUUGGUUUCCGAUUCGGAAAGAAAAGAUGGACAGAAAAAAGAAAAAAUGGCCAAAGGGGCCAAAACAAGGAGGAGUACAAGUGAAAGCAACAAGAGGAGCUUCAACUGGGAUGAAAGAGACUGAUGUAAAAAAAAAAAAAGUAUGAAACUUGAUGAUUUAUUUGGAAGAAUGGUGACGCAGUUCUUUUCGUUUUUCUUUACUGUUGGAAUAAAUG
Nematolebias whitei (Rio pearlfish) is the source of this 680-nucleotide messenger RNA. Its product is annotated as pyroglutamylated RFamide peptide. The record is from RefSeq and is a predicted model, not a curated record. The transcript has 2 exons. Gene Ontology annotation, molecular function: orexigenic neuropeptide QRFP receptor binding. Bases 28 to 549 code for a protein of 173 amino acids. NCBI's taxonomy places the organism in Eukaryota, Metazoa, Chordata, Actinopteri, Cyprinodontiformes, Rivulidae.